This is a messenger RNA of Phymastichus coffea, 6710 nucleotides long. RefSeq names its product catenin delta-2 (gene p120ctn). The transcript is spliced from 16 exons. Gene Ontology annotation, molecular function: cadherin binding. NCBI's taxonomy places the organism in Eukaryota, Metazoa, Arthropoda, Insecta, Hymenoptera, Eulophidae. Gene Ontology annotation, cellular component: plasma membrane; cytoplasm; nucleus. Gene Ontology annotation, biological process: cell-cell adhesion; cell-cell junction assembly. The record is from RefSeq and is a predicted model, not a curated record. Bases 821 to 3634 code for a protein of 937 amino acids.
AAAUGACCGAUUUGCACGUGGAAUAAGCAGUGCUCGCAGGUUUUGAAUUUUUAUGAGAUAAAAUUGAAAUAUGUUCAUGAUAAAUUUCAACAUCGUAUUCAUGAAUAAAUAAACGAUAAAAAAGCCAAUCUAGUGAGAAUAAUGAAUGAGACGAAAAUCUGAAUAACAAUGAAAUUCCAUCGACGCAAUGCCACCUGAAGUUGCCUAAGGAUCGUCUCUGUCUCUCUCGCUCGUUCGCUCUCUUGAAAGGUGCGUCGUCGGUGUAUAGUGUGCGAGAGGGGAGGGGCAGCCAUUUUCGAGCUGCUGCUGCUAGCAGAUCGGUGAUCCGCGAGUUGUAAGUUGGGGAGUAUAGUAGCGGUGACCAGCCAGUCUCGGUGCGCGUAGUAGUACUACGACGAGGCAUCGCAGCGAGUAUAUACGAGAUACGGUCAGUUGUAGCAGUAUCAGGCUCAAAUUAAAAGCCCGCCGUGGCGUCGUCGUUGCACUGCUGUCCACAAGGAUCAAUUGCCAGGCCGCCCCGCGCAGUAGGCGCAAGAUGCUGUGUGUGUGAUGAGAUUUGAGUGAAAAGUGAAGGGCGCGCGCGCUAAAUGCUCUAAGAAAGUCGUGAGAGAGACGACGACGAGCGACGACGAGAGAGCGGUUGGCAAAGGCGUUGCCGACGCCAGUCCCGAGGAGAGCGAGAGAGUCUCUCUCGCAGCAACAGUCCACGUAGUCUGGCGUGUGACAUGACCGGGUCUAAACUGAAGACGCCUCUCCCGUAAGGCGAAGCUGAUCGCGCGUAAAUGUAGGUGAGGAGGAAGUGGCGAUCGACGUUGCUGGCAUGUCAAACAAUCAGCUGGUUGAUUCUUGCCUGCUGGUGAACCGGCGGAUCGAGCAGCGCCAGGAGCACAACAUAACCCGCACUGAAAUCACGCAGAGACGCGUACUCCAGGAAAAGGGCCCCGACAUGCCGCAAUACACAGGACAAGGCGACACGGACUACCACGGGAGCAACGGGCUGGCGGAUACGCAUUCUCUGCAUUCCUCGCAUCUGUCGGUGCAGGACGAUCCGCUGCUCAUCCGCACGCACAAGCAGCAAACCUCUCAACAGGUGACGACGGUGACCAAGGUGGUGCGAGAGGUGUCGCACAUGGAGCCGGAGCCGGGAGCAGUGAGCUACGUGUCGGUGCCGCUGAUGUCGCAGGACUAUCAGGCCGAUCCGCGAUAUGUGCCGGCAGUCGACCCUUACAUGGUCAAUUUCGACCAAUUCGACCCGUACAUGGGCUACCCGCCGCAGCCUGGUUUCAUGCCCGGUGGACCACACGGUAUCUACAUGCCCGCACGAUCGCACUCACCCCCACGUAGUCCCCACAGUCCCUCUGAGCACAGUCGCGCUUCUCCGCCCCAUGAUCAGAUUAGCAACUCGUGGAACAUGGACGACUCGGGCGAGCCUUCACAGCACCCGAUUGACGAGGGCAAAGUGGCAUACGGUUUCGUAUCCCCAUCGCCCUACGGCCCAGUGUCUUACGGACCAGCGGUUGGCGUAGUGCCUACCGAGGUACCUUACGAAGAAGGUGUUCACGUACCGGUAGCUGGAAUCCCAGGAGCCGGUCUAGCGAUGUACGAGGACGAGGUACAACUGCAACGACUCAAAGGUCGUCACUUGGUACCCGGUAUGGUUAGCCCACUGGACGACGAGCACAAGUCUAUGCGCUGGCGAGAUCCCAACUUGUCGGAGGUGAUCGGCUUCCUCAGCAAUCCCAAUAACGUUAUCAAGGCCAACGCAGCCGCGUAUCUCCAACAUCUCUGCUACAUGGACGACCCGAACAAGCAGAAGACGCGCAGUCUGGGUGGUAUCCCGCCGCUGGUACAGCUGCUGGAUUCGGACUGUCCGGAAGUCUACAGAAACGCUUGCGGAGCGCUGAGAAAUCUGUCUUACGGCCGACAGAACGACGAAAACAAGAGAGCGAUCAAGAACGCCGGCGGUGUUCCCGCGCUGAUUAAUCUCCUCAGACGGACAUCCGAUGCUGACGUUAAGGAACUUGUUACCGGCGUUUUGUGGAACUUGUCGUCUUGCGAGGAUCUGAAAAAAUCCAUAAUCGACGACGGAGUGACGAUGGUGGUGAACAACAUAAUAAUCCCGCACAGCGGCUGGGAUCCAAGUUCGGCGAGCGGCGAAACAUGUUGGUCGACGGUCUUUCGCAACGCUUCGGGUGUGCUGCGCAAUGUGUCGAGUGCUGGCGAAUACGCUCGCAAAAAGCUCCGCGAAUGCGACGGCCUCGUUGAUGCUCUUCUCUACGUCGUUCGCUCAGCCAUCGAAAAGAGUAACAUCGGCAAUAAAAUCGUGGAGAAUUGUGUGUGUAUCUUGAGGAAUCUUAGCUACCGUUGCCAGGAAGUCGAGGAUCCGAAUUACGACAAACAUCCCAUUCAAGUCAACGUGCAAAACAGGGUAGCUGCUCCAGCCAAAGCGUUCAGUCUGUGUCAAGUCCUGGACGGUUUUGCUAUAGGCGAGAACCUGGGCUGCUUCGGCGGCAGCAAGAAGAAGAAGGACGGCCAGCCAAUGCAAAAGGACACCACCACUACGAGAACAACUAGUCCACGUACUGAGCCAGUCAAAGGCAUGGAGUUACUCUGGCAGCCCGAGGUCGUACAGUUGUACUUGAGUUUGUUGCACAACUGUUCAAAUCCCGAGACACUUGAGGCGGCGGCCGGGGCUUUGCAGAAUUUGGCUGCGUGUUAUUGGCAGCCGAGCAUCGAAAUUAGAGCUGCCGUUAGGAAAGAGAAGGGUUUACCUAUUCUCGUCGAGCUGCUCAGGAUGGAGGUCGACAGAGUCGUCUGCGCAGUGGCCACAGCCCUGCGAAAUCUCGCCAUAGACCAGCGUAAUAAGGAACUUAUAGGAAAGUACGCAAUGAGAGAUCUCAUUCAAAAAUUACCUUCGGGUAACAAUCAACAUGAUCAGGGUACCAGUGACGACACCAUUGCCGCAGUUCUCGCGACCUUGAACGAAGUCAUUAAGAAGAACGCCGAAUUCUCGAGGUCGCUUCUCGAUGCUGGUGGCGUCGAGAGGCUCAUGAAUAUUACGCGGCAGAGGCAGAAAUACACCCCAAGAGUUCUCAAAUUUGCUGGUCAAGUAUUAUUUACAAUGUGGCAACACCAAGAGCUAAGAGACGUGUAUAAGAAACACGGCUGGAAGGAACAGGAUUUUGUAACAAAAACGGUAGCUGCUAGAAAUUCUGGCCCAAAUUCUCCAAACAAUGCAAACAGUUAUGAUUGCAGCACGUUAAACCGGCCGAUGGCAUCGCAAGGCAGCACAAGAUACGAAGACCGAACGAUCCAACGUGGUGGUACACUCAACUCAAAUAACAUCGGUCGUACAAAUAUCUAUCAAUCGCAAAACCAGGAGGUCGCAAGGCAGCCACCCGCUGGGGGCGUAUGCGUGUACCCGAACAAUACACAGCCGAAGCCCGGCGAGCCACUUUACGCGCAAGUUAACCUGGAGAAGAAAAAGAAGCGCCAGUACGAGCUGGGGGUGGGUGGCAACUCUACCGUUGCCGGAACAGUCGCCCAACCUGGACAAUGGAUGGCUGCCGAUGGUCAAGAAGCACCACCGCCUAAUACCAACGCCCAAGUAUCUGCUGGCGACUCCUGGGUCUAAAAACAAUCAACAACAAACAAAUACAAUUGCGACGUUCAUCACUUUAGUCACAAGCACCGCUAAAAAUGAAAUCGUUCGUUCACUUUCAUCUCACACUUCAUUGCACAAUUCUAAACGAUCAUUCUCAUACUCUUAACGUACGUAGUUGUAGAGAGCCUAUGUCAGUAGCGGCCGCCGCCGCCGCCGCCAUUGCCACAGCCGCGCGUGUUCUUUAUAAUUUUUUAUUUCUCUGAUAUACACGACGGUUUGCUGGCGUUUUUUCUACCCGAUACCCGUCAAUUCAAAAAUGGCAGCAGUCUUGCAAUUGACAUAAUAAACAUACACGAAGGAGACGCGAGGCGUAGAUGGAUUUUUGUUAAAUGGAUAUUAACAAUAUUAUAGAUUUUAUCGAGCAUUAACUCUUAAGUUGAAUUGUUAGUAGAGGUAAAUUUAAUAUGUUCAAGUUUAUCGAAUCAAAGCGUCAGACGCCGAUGUUUUAUAAAGAGUUUACGCAAGUUUACCAAGUUAAGGAAAUCCGUUGACUGUUGACGGAUUUUCUUAAAUUUGUAGAUUUAACAAAAAAAAUGUUUCCUUGCUCUCAAUCGUAUACUAGGACUUUAUUUCUUUUGAACAAAUUUUUUCAUGUCAUACGAACACGGUGAUAAAUAUGAUUAAUCUGACGGAGAUUUCAAUGACGAAAGAUUUAUAAUUGCACCAAAAUAUUAUAAUAUAAAUGAAUUAAUAAUUAUGUAAGGAGAUACAAGUGUGUUGUAUAGAUUUAGCGUCGAGAAUGAUUGUAAUCUGUACAACGCAUCGACUUUUUGAAAUUCAAGUUCGACGAUGAUUCACGACCUAAUUUUUCGAUGGAAUUUCUUUGCUUCAUGUGAUAUAAUCCGACGAUCUUUUUACAAUUUUCUCGCUAUCUUUAAUCAUUGUUCGAAGGUAACAAAGUAAAACAAACAAACAGGACGAAUGUAGCGUCAAAGAAAGGUAGUUAAAGGUUUUUCAAACUAAUUAUAUGAUGAAGUAUACACCAUAAAAGAAUUAUAUUAAGCAAGUUAAUCAAUGAGAAAUCCAAUAGUAUUACACACCAUCUUUUGACUGAUCGAGAUUUUUAUAAAUGUACUUCUCAUUUUGUAUUUUGUAAACUGCGUUUAUAAUUUUCUACGAAAAGACUGCUUAAUCGUGUACAGUAGACCGAAUGAAAGCUGAGUUAUGAAUGAUGGCAGAUACACGCUAAAAAAAGUAAAAGAGAGAACAGUUUUUUGCACAUAAAAUAACAAAAAAAGUCGUGUGAUUCUGUAUGAAAGAAUGUUGAUUAAUUAUAGUUCACUUCUUUCGAUUACGUACUAAUAUGUUUGACUUGCAACAGUUAUUUACGAUUCAUAGAUUCUACGAAACACUUUAUACAAUCCAUAAUUUUGAUCACACAGCAAAUUCCCUAGCGAUAUUUUUGGCCGUUACAUGAUUCGUUAACAGUCAUUAACGUGUAAAGAGUCUCGAAAUUCGCUAGAAAACGAUUAUACACCUUUUUUAGAGCUUCUACGAUGUACUUAUAUGCAUUUUAGACACUGCUUUUGUUUCUCUUCGUUUUAUUACUUACUCGACAACAGCAACGGAAUGACUUUUGCGUUUCCAUCAAUUCUGAGUACAGAACUGUGAUUAUGCCGAAUCUCAUAGAGAUUAACCACUCAAACAUUCCGCUCAGAUUGAUUGUCAUGGUUGUUCAUAUUUUCAAUUGUCCAUUGAUUUUAAAAUUUUUUCAAACUUUACUCCGAUACAAUUGCGUGUAUCUUUUGUACAACAGAUUUUAUGAACUUUUCGACUAUACACGUUUUUAUGAACUCUUUGCUGUCACGAUCAACCAACGCAGUUGUAUCAGUGCAAUUUUCGGAAGAAGAAAUUUGUUUAAUCAUUCUAUAAAUCAAUGUGCGAUCUUAAAAAGCAAUAGUGAUUGAUAUUAAGGUUUAUUGAUAUUAUUAGAUUGUAAUCUGAAUUAAGAAAUUACAAAAAUGAUGAUUCUUUUAUAAAAAAAAUUAUAUAUUUUAUAUUUUUAUUAUUGAGUAAUGUCAAAAGCAAAAUGAAAACGACAAACUUUAUUUUAUUAUUCGAGAUGACUUACAUGAUUUAAAAAAAUUAUGUGUAUAUAUAUAUAUUGUUUUACUUUUUAAAAAUUUUAUAAUAUCGCAAGUCGCAUACAAAGAAACUGAAAGAUUAUCAAUUUUUUGGGUAGUUGAAACGAAAAAAAUGGGACGUUUGGAUCGUAAUGGUUGGAAAACGCGGAUCAACCUGACCGAAUUUAUGGCAUACGUGUAAUGUAACACACACUCACACGCAUAACGAAAUAGUCUACUGUACCGCGUAACAUAUUUACAAUUAAAGGUCUAUACAUAAGCAUGGGUGUGCAUUAUAGGUGUGUUAGAACAAGAAGAAUAAGAAAAUGAUAAACGAUGAAAAAAUGAUUGUCCGAGAGAAAGCACUCACAAGUUUAUAGUAAUUAAUACAUGAGCGCCCCACACGAACGCGACUCGACAAAAAAAAAUGAGCGGAUUCCAAAUUGCAACGUUAACUUUCUCAACAUUCGAGUCGAUGAGUUUUACGAAGCUGUAUUAUACGAAUCUAGGCGUCUCUCGAUCGAACGCUAAUUCAUAAUCGAGAUAAUAAAUUAAACUACUCGAAAGGAAAAAGGGAGAGCGAAAACAAGUGGAAUAAAGAGUCAAACGCAUGUUGAGGGCGAGCAACAGAAUCUGCAUCUUUCGAGUCUCAAUUAGGUAUUUUCUUCCGAGGAUUUAUCGAUGAAUUCUCUCUUCUCUAUGAUUCGUUGAUAGUGGGAAAAUGUGGCGAAUUCGUGUGACGAGAGCUCGAGCGCCUAGCUUCUAAUUUUUCGAGGGAAAGUAUAUAUUAUAUAAAUAUAAAUAUAUAUAAAUUUAUAUAUACGCAUUAUCUUUUAUUUUCAUCGUACAUUAUAUUUAUAUCGAAGAGAAGAAGAGUACCAUAUAUAUAAAUAUUAUAUAUAUACAAAUAACUGUAACUAAGUAAUGCAGAUUAAAAAAAUAGUGUAAUUCGAACUCGACUGAAAAACGAUUAAAGAAUUUAA